Molecule: messenger RNA, 12894 nt
Organism: Triplophysa dalaica
Lineage: Eukaryota; Metazoa; Chordata; Actinopteri; Cypriniformes; Nemacheilidae
Product: serine/threonine-protein kinase pim-2-like
Exons: 10
Coding region: 1-1575 (524 amino acids)
Biological process (GO): protein autophosphorylation; regulation of mitotic cell cycle; negative regulation of apoptotic process
Cellular component (GO): cytoplasm
Molecular function (GO): protein serine/threonine kinase activity; ATP binding
Source: RefSeq, a predicted model, not a curated record
AUGGCGUCUACAUCUGCAACUUCUUCAAUCACACCAAACGACAUGGAGAGAGAUCCAGAUCAACAAACAGAGAAGAAGAAGAAGAAGGGUAUGCGGGCCAGCUUUAAGAAAAGAUGGCGGGCUGUGAAGGGCUGCUGCUCUUGCACCCAAAGCAAUGACCUGGAUCCAUCUGAAGAGCCGUAUCUACCAGUCUUGAACCCGGUGGUCUUGGCAGACACAGCUGAUCACCCUGGUUGUGACUGGGAGCAAACGCCUCUUGAAGAUCCGGUCGAUCCGCCGCAAGAUCCUUCUGGACUCAAGCAAACCGCUCCAGACGAACCAACUGACGACACAGCAGAACAACAAACAGAAGAGAAGAAGAAGAAGGGUGUCCGUGCCAGCUUUAAGAAAGGAUGGAAGGCUAUAAAGCACUCCUGUGCCCGAAACAACAAAGUGGUGCCUUUACCUACACAGUCUGACCUGGAUUCAUCAGUUGCUCAGCCGGCUCCUGAAGAUCCUCAGCCGCCGGCUCCUGAAGAUCCUCAGCCGGCUCCUGAAGAUCCUCAGCCGGCUCCUGAAGAUCCUGAAGCUCAGUGGAAAGAAGAAAUGGAUGAUUUCUAUCGUGGUUUAUCUGACUUUGAUCCAUUUGUUCAGGAAAUGCUCAAAUGUUUUUAUCCAUAUUCUUUUCCCAAAUUUCCCGCUCCAUGGUAUACUAGGCAAGAGUUUCUUCAUGAAUUGGAUAAAUUUGAAGCGUUUUCAGCCCUUUAUAAGGUGGGAAGGCACUGUCUAGGAAAAGGACACGCCGGCAUUGUGUAUCGGGGGACUCGCAAGUCUGAUGGCCUGAAGGUCGCCAUCAAAUUUAUCUACAAGCAAUCCCCCUGGGACAGAUUUAUUCAUGUUCCUGGAUAUGACAAGCCCCUCUUCUCAGAAGUGGCUGUAAAUCUGAUGCUACAGAAACCAGAGAGAUGCCCCAACAUUGUGGCUCUGUUGGACUGGUUUGAAGAGGAGGAAAUCUACAUCCUCGUUCUAGAAUUUCCAUAUCCCUGUUUGAGCUUGGAUAAUUUCCUUCGCUAUAUCAAUAAUAUGAAUGUAAAUUGUCCACUGUCUGAAGAAAAUGCACGUGCUCUCAUGCGUCAAGCAGUGAACGCAGCUCAACACUGCAUCGACCACGACGUCUGCCAUGGUAGCUUGGGUAUCAGAAACAUGCUGAUCAAUAUACAGACAAUGACGCUCAUGUUCAUAGACUUUGGACGUGCCCAUCUUGCCUCAACUUGGGGCAAACCAGACCCUAGAAACCCAGACCCUAGACCUGGCAUACCUGGCCCAACUUGGGUCGAAGCAGGCGGUGAAAGCUGGGGUCGAGGUCAUGCGGUUGCCGAUUUGGUCUAUUGUUUGGGUACACUGCUUCUGUGUCUGAUGGGUGGACUAUGGUUGAAAAUAAGGGGCUUCAUUACUACAGAAGACAUCCCUGAAAUCAAAACACUUGGGUUAAGUGAAGAAUGCUUUGACUUGGUCAAUCGGUGCACUCUCACUCCACCACCCGACAGGCCAACAUUAGAGGAGCUCCUAGACCACGAGUGGUUCAAACAGGGUUAAAGGUCAAGAGUAUCUUAUGUUUUUUCUUCUACUUCAGUCUGUCAUAUUAGCAUAGCCGGUGCUCUUUUUAAGCUGGUUGAUUUUUUCACUUUUUAUUUUUUCGUUUUAUAUUUUUACUAUUUAGUAUUACAGUAAUCUUUUUGGCCAUAUACAAAUACUUUAGUUAAUGAGAAAAUAAUCAUGUGCAUCACAUGUUUUAUAAAGAAGACGAGUGUCUGACUCGUGUCUGAGCAUUCUGUGUUGUGUAAAGAAGACGAGUGUCUGACUCGUGUCUGAGCAUUCUGUGUUGUGUAAAGAAGACGGGUGUCUGACUCGUGUCUGGCUCGUGUCUGACUCGUGUCUGACUCGUGUCUGACUCGUGUCUGACUCGUGUCUGGCUCGUGUCUGGCUCGUGUCUGACUCGUGUCUGACUCGUGUCUGACUCGUGUCUGACCAUUCUGUGUUGUGUAAAGAAGACGGGUGUCUGACUCGUGUCUGAGCAUUCUGUGUUGUGUAAAGAAGACGUACGCUUUCCUUAAAUGCAACUACACUACGUGACCCAUUCAACAAAUGAUUUGUUCAAUAAAUCGUUAUAUUUGGGGCACUAGUAGUUCUCUUUCAAAAUAAAUAUUAAAGGUAAUUUACUCACCCCCUGUCAUCCAAGUUUUUGUUGCUUUAGUGGAAAAGAAAUUGCUUGAAAAACGAUGUAUUGUGUGAAGUCAUGAACGCGCAUCGCAGAACAGAGCAAGGUGAGCAUUUGUGUUUAUAAAGCAUAAACAUGUAUUAUAAAAUGAGAGAUGGUUUCACUAAAUAAGACCUUUUAUUCAUGGUCUGAUAUGGUUUAAAGUCCUUUGAAGCUGCACUAAAAUUGUCAUUUUCACCUUCAAGGGUUUGGAGUCCAUUGAAGUCACUAUAUGGAGAAAAAUCCUGGAAUGUUUUAGUCAAAAACCUUCAUUUCUUUUCCACUAAAGAAACAAACACAUAAACAUCUUGGAUGCUUUGGCUCAUUAUAGAUUAUAGAUAGAUGCGUUAUAGAUGGAUGACUGCGUCAGUGAACGUCUGUCAGACAGCGCACAUCAGUAUUAACUUCUCUUUUGUGUUUAAAUGAACAAAAACACCAGUUUUGCCAGAAUCCGGUUUUGUCAAGCAUUUUCAUGAGCACAGAUUUCAACAUGUUAAAAAAAAAUCCCAAAUGAUUGUAAAGAGUUUUGAAGAUGGGAGAGGUGUCGGUAAGGCUGGUAGUAAACGAUUAUUUCUUCAACGAUUAAUCCUACGAUUAUUUUAUCGAUUAGUCAACUAGUUUUGUCGAUUAAUCUAAUUAAACAAUCUUAAUAAUAUUCUUUAUUUAACAACCGUUUUCCACAGCAAAAAAUAUUCUGCUUUAUACAAAAUUAAAUAAAUAAAAUGAUUUCACUGUUAUACAAAAUGAAAGGCCAGCCUGUUUACUCUUUACAGUACCAACAUAACUCUCUUGUAGAAAAAAAUCUAAAGUUGAAGUGCAAAGAAAAGCUUUGCAGUACACAGUAUAGACAUUCCUGGGAGUGUUUAACACAAUGUAAAAUACCUGUUUUUGUGUAUAUUUUGCGCGCAUUGAAUCUCUUUCGUAAGAUAAGAGGUUCUUUGCUUUGUCCUAAAAAACACGAAAGCAAUGCAUAUUAGAACAACAACUAUGACUCUGAGGUAUUUUAAAUCUACUCUUAACCUCAUUGUAGUGCUAUGCUAUCAUCAGUUUAUAUGAAUAAUAAUGUGGCUAUCUAGCAGCUGUGCAAUUUGGUGGUGCUAGGCUAACCAAUUAACCAAAGUAUCUUAGCUUUCUGUGCAGUUUGUUGGUGCUAGUUUAGUAGCUAACGUUCACAUUAGAUGACGAAUGGAAGCGAUAAACUAGCUUCCAUUCAACCAACAUUAGAUGAGAACUAACGUUAGCUAAACACAGCUCUCUAGGCGCCAGGUGCUACCUAGCACAAACAAACUGCACAGAGAGCUAAGAUAGUAAUUCAUUUUGCCAACAUUAGUACUUGUUAUUGUCUCCUUCACGAGUGACAAUGGGGUGCCUCCGUUUCAGAUGCUCCAACAUUGCUGUUGAGCUGGCGUGUUAUGCCAACUCCAUUUGUGAAAGAGCGUAAAUAACUACACCUCUAUGUUUGGGACUAAAUUCGAAGUAUUCCCAUACCCAUGUUUUGGUCUCAUUUACAUUACAUUUACAUUUAGGCAUUUGGCAGACGCUUUUAUCCAAAGUGACUUACAUUGCUUUAUCCUAUACAUUUUACAUAGGUAUUUGCAAUCCCCUGGGAUCAAACCCACAACCCUGCGCUGAGCUACAGGAAAGCUACCACUGAGCUACAGGAAAGCAUCUCCCACAUGUGUGUAGCGAGCUGGUGCGAAGCGUUGACGCAAAAAUAUGACGUUGACUUGUCGCUACAGGUCUAGGUGUCAUAUCUGCGUAGAGCAGCAGCUCUUAAAGUGACCGCAUCCUAAAACCUGCUGCUGUGAUCCUGUCACUAAUGUUCAUCAAAGAACGAAAGAAAAGAACAAUUCAAUGUGUUUUGUAGCUUUAAUUCUGUAUUUCAUUUAGAAUUUAGCAUUGAAGACUGUAAAGUGUUUGAGAACUUCAUUCAAUUUCUGUAUAUUGUACAUGUUAGACACGAUCGCUCUCGAUUAAACCGUACUAUUAUGUUGAAUGAUGUUGAAAAAUAAUCUAUUAAAUGGAGACAUCAGUUGCAGUAUUAAUAUCAGAAUGUUGGCUUUCAUUCAUAAAAUGAUGCAGUUAAAGAAAUCUGUUGUCUCUACAUUCGUUUGGAGAUUGAAUGUGAAAUUAUUGCAAUGUAAAAGUAUAUUAAAACUAGUGGUGGGCCGCCGUUAACGCAGUGAGACUUUUAUCGCGCGAUAAAAAAAAUGUCGCCGUUAAUCUAUUCUCAGAGUUGGGUUGGCAGCUGGGUCUAUACUACGCAAGCUAUGAUGACUUUCACCUUGAUAUUUUAGCGCGGAUGUAUACCACCUUAACUGCACUGUACGGGGCGAGAACGAGAUUUUUCAACUCGCGUGAUUCGCGUCAUUCCUCGAAGCAGAAGCCGCCUCAUCAUCUCAUAACCAGGGCUUCAUUCGCGCGAUUCGCGCAGCAAGUAGGUCUAUUGGCUCUUUGCAUUAACAUAUAAAUCACUCGCGCUUGACACGCCAUUCGCGUUUGGUCUGAACACAACAUAACGUUACUGUGAAAUUACCGCAUCAAACGUGACGUGCUAACAUGGAUGCAGCUAUGAAGCCGCCGGGUUUGCUUCAGGGAAUAUUUAUUUUUAAGAAGCUUCCCAAUGGAAACAUCGACAAGACUAAGGUUGUUUGCACCUUGUGCAAUGCGGAAUUGGUUUAAAAAAAAAUAAACUUUCUCUCAACAGGUAGUGGUCUAGCUUUAGUUAAAAUCAGUAACUUUGUAUUGAGGUCUAAUGUAUUAUGGCUCCUGUAUGACAUAUCGCUUGUUGCUCCCUCACUCUUUGUAAGUCGCUUUGGAUAAAAGCGUCUGCUAAAUGACUAAAUGUAAAUGUACUGUAGGAGCUCUUCCAGUCUCAAGUACCACCUAAACACAAAUCAUCCCUUAGCUAAUGCGGAAGUAAACACAAGUUCAUCUUAUUGAACAUAAUUUAAUUUUCAUCACCAAUUAUCAUAGUAGAACAGCUUUCUCAAGCAGUUUGUGAUGCAUUUUGGAAACAGGAGAUGAGCCCCUGGUCUAAUGCGCCACCUGGCUUGAGAAACCCGUUCUCAAAGACUUACUUUUAGUCAUUAUUUGGGUAGCACACAUAUUCUGAAUGCCUUCGGCAGAAUUCAAAUGAGCCAUUUUAAUCUAGAUUAAUCUAGAUUAAUUCCAAAAUUAAUCUAGAUUAAUCUAGAUUAAAAAAAUUAAUCUAUGCCCACCACUAAUUAAAACACAUUAAUGUUAUGUGCGAUUAAUGACGAUAUUUCAUUAAUUGAUUGACUGCACUAGUUAUAUUAUUAGACACUAGCCAAACACGCACUAGAAGUUCACCACAGUCCAGGCGCACACAUCCAAUGAAACGAUCUAUAGGGCUAUUAGUGACACAGAUAUAGAUAAAUGUCUUUGCUAUGAUUGGCUAACGGCUAGCCGUGAGUGCACUGUGGUUGAACAUUCGUCUAUCAUGAUGUGGGGCUGUGUGAUUUUCCCAAAAAUCUAAUCUCAUUUUUUUCAGAAUGACAGAUUCCAAGGAUGUGAUUUUUCAUAUAAAUACAGAUAUCCCUAUUUUUUGACCGCUGGGAUCACCCACGUAAAUUGCAAAAAAUUUAUUUAUUUUCAUUUGUGAUGGGGCGGAUGUGACCGCUUCAUUCAGAACAUCAUUUUGUGAGUUAUAUUUAUGUGUCCAGAGAGUCCGUGAAAAAAAGACGCCAAACUCUGCUGUUUCAGUACUCAAAAAACUGGGGGGUGUAAUGUUCAUUCAGGGGGGAACUCGACAGCGUUUUGUAACGUAUGCAGAAAAUCCCGAUUCUGAAACUAUAUGAUACGUUUUAAAGAGUAAGUAGCAUUAGAUCAUAAAAAUGACUUUUCAUCCAGUGUGUUAUGAAGCCGUGUUUGAAAGUAAGCAGUCAGCCAAGUUGUAAGUCCUGAGAAGAAUAAAUAACAAAGUUAUUGGCUUGUAAAAAAGGGAGUGGACCCUGAAUCACACAAACGAGACGUGAACUAGUACUGCCGUGUAUCUGCGUCACUAGACAUAGUCCCCGCCUAUGUUUGAUGGAACUGCCGCGGAAACUUCAAUCUCCCCAAAACACUUUUGAUCAUUCGUGAUGCGUGUACAUCAUGUCAAGAACCUGUGUUCUACGGAGUGAAACUAAGUGCGUCUAAUUUAAACUACAAAAGAAAGAACUUCUGAGGAAACAUCGGUUACAAUUAUUUUACACCAAAAGAGUAUAACCCCAGGGUUUUACUGUGUGCGUGUCAUCUCACCAAAGAUUAACGUAAUCCAGGUAUGACGGUAGGCGAUCCAUUUGUACGUCAAAGUAUUUGUACGUGUCUACUAAUGGUUGUAUAUCUUACAGGAGACAAUUGAUUUGCAAUUUAGUGUUUUUGUCAAUUGGAAAAUGAAUAAUACACACAGUUGGAUCAGAUGUUUACUACAACAAUAACAUAUAAUCUAGUGUAGUCUACUUAUAUACAAAUAUACAGAAGACUUGAGUGUUUGGGUGAAUAUAUUUCAUGUUUAAAGUUACAUUCAAAUACUAUCCAUCAGACAUUGAGUGUGAUCAUAUGAACCAUCAAUGAAAUAUCUGCGGUGCAUUAAGAACUGUGUCCUGCUUACUAUUUAAUGAAGAAAAACACAAUUCACCGCUUUAAGACUUUUCUAAGGUCAUUUAUCUUAAAAGAAAAAAUGACAUGUUUCUUGUGAACAACAUUAUUUAUUAAGACCAUGAUUCAAGGAUUCAAGGUUUUAUUUGUCACAUCCACAAUAAUACAGAAUAUAAUCAUUCAGGUCGGCUCAAUGGACAGUGUAUAGGAUCAGAGUCCCGCCAAAAGUAUUGCAGCAUAUUUAAAAAUAUAAAAAGCGUAAAUAAAAAAAAACGUGAUUCAGAACUUUAAACGCAUUUUACACUAUAUUGGACAAAAUGUAUACAUGAAGACAAAGUUGUCCAAAUCUCAUACAAAAUAAAGUUGCCCUUGGUUGUUUUACUCAUCCUUUGUGACUUUUGUUAUUAUUUGCUUAUAUUUUCAUUUUUUUUUUUUCCCGCUUGUUUUUUUCCACAUUCUGCAGUUCCAGUUUCAUGAUAAUUAGGGUAAUUAGGUAAUUAUGUAGAUUUCAAAUGCACACUUUAAAUCGCUUUUUUAAAAUGCUUUUCUUUAUCCAUUUGUCAAUCGAGUUAAAAAAAGGCCAUUGGACAGAACACACGUUUAGGCAUUUUUUAGCAUUUAGGCUUUUUUUUUUUUUGGCAGACGCUUUUAUCCAAAGCGACUCGCAUUGCUUUAUCCUAUACAUUUUACAUAGGUAUUUGCAAUCCCCUGGGAUCGAACCCACAACCUUUGCUCUUACUACUGAGCUACAGGAAAGCACACGUGUGGGCAACCAAUCAGCUUUAGGCUCAGUUUUAGGAUACACCCCUUCUCCCAUAUUUCAUACGAAUAAGAUGUAAGGCGGAAUUUCAUCAGAGAUCAAAAAAGACCUACAGCCAUUAAAACAGUGACUUUAUUGCGCCACACACUAUAAGUACAUGACAUGGCAGAAGUUAAAUAUAUGUAAACAAAACAAGCAUACAGAGAAACGCUCAAAUUAAAACGUGUUUGCACACAGAACGAGACCCUAAAGAUCAAUGGUUCUCAAAUCAUGGCCCUAUAGAUCCACCUUCCUAACCAGCUCAGCCUUAAUCUUAUAAUAAAAUGAAUCACCUUAAAGUACCUCAAGAGCCUUUCAAGUGCCGACUGCUUUGUUUUGAAUCACUCUCACGCUACUUUAACGUGAUACGCCAAGCAAUCUGCACAGUAGUGAUGGGUCGUUCGUGUACGAUUCGUUCAUUUUGAACAAAUCUUAAAUGUGACUCGGGAAGAACGAGUCGUCAUGAGACGUGAUUCGUUCAGUCGCGCAUGCGCAUUGCGCAACAUUCUCCGGACGUUUAACAAAUGCAAUCAGAGCCGGAAAGAGAAUUGAUUAGUUCACCUCUCGAGUCUUCGGGUUCGAGUCGUUCGUUCAUCACGUGACAUCCCUGCACUCUAAACAAAUGCAUUUAGAGCCAGAAAGAGAAUUGAUUAGUUCACCUCUCGAGUCUUGGGGUUCGAGUCGUUCGGUCUUUUGUAAUGUGAUGUGACCGCUUUGGACAGAUAAAUUAGCUAAUUUACAACCUUCCUAACAAACGGGUGCAUAGCCUAGCCCUAGUGUUUGUCUAUUGAUAGACAAGGGCAGUGAAAUGACAAAUUAAUCAAGAUAAGAGGUGAUGUGAGCUACAGACUAAAUACCAAGGUAAACAAAUAAUUAAUCUUUUCUGCUUAUUAUAGCAUUAUAGUUUUGUAUUGGUUGUGAUGUGAUCAACGUUUGCAUAAGUAGUAGAUUUGUUAGGAAAGUGACAUGUAACAUUUUAAUAUACUUUGCUAAAAUGAACGAAAGGAACAAUAUGACUCGAAAAAAGAUUCGUUCAUUUUACUGAAGGAGACUCAAAGGUCCGAGUCAAUAAAAUGAUCCAAACUUCCCAUCACUACUGCACAGCAGUCGAACUCUAUUAUUCCUGAAUCCUUUGAAAAGCUUUUUCAGUUGUUUUAUCAGGGUUAGUUCCUUCCAAUGGAACAUCAGAAUCACGGCAGAAUAUCCAGUUAGAACCACUUCUCAGGGCACUUACGGACUUGCUAAGCAAACGUCUUAUGGUGGAUAAGAGAAAUAUACUAAAUGUGUAGAACCGGGGAUCAGGAGCACCAGGAUUAGGAACCGUUGUUAUUGGGGAAUGCUAUCACCGGUGUGUACCCUAUCAAAGAAGAUGUGCAGCACAAGUGUAGAAGCAUGAUGGCGUUCUGUCACACCAGUGAACAUGUGUUAAUCAUGCCAUGAAUGUAUGAAUGCAAAGUCAUAAUAAUUCCCAUGUAGAGACAAACUGUUUUGUUAACCAAACCUGCACCACGUCUGAUCACGAGGAGUAAAUGUAACACCGCACAUGAGCAGUGCAACAAAUGAGCAUAGAAACCAUUAAUAAAACGCAUUUGUUCCGUCACAUUCAGGGACAGAAAUUCUGUUUAUAAUGGGUUAUAGUCUUGUGCCGCUGUGUAAUGUUAAACAGGGGUGUUACAAUAUCAAGCCGACAUUCAUCCUCGUCUCCAGUACACCCCUAAAUCACGGCCACAACCUGGACUCUUGGAGAUGUUAGGUUCAGUGUGGAGGUCAUUGUGGGUACAGCUCACGCUGAACUCAGUUUAUAACUUUUGUUUCUGUGCAGAACUCCAUCUUUGUCUCAGUCUGAUGAUGAGAUUAGUUUUAACGUUGAAGUAUUCCACAAUCUCUGGAUCACAGAUUAGAGAGCUUCUGCCCAUCUUUACCUCUGAUAAACUCUGCUUCUCUCAGACAUCCCUUUUAUAGCUCAUCAUGUUACACAACUGAUAUCAAUUAACUUAAUUCGUCACUAGAUGUUCCACCAGCAGAAUCUUUUCAAAACUUCUUGCUUUUUUAGCCAUUUGUUGCCACCGUGCCCCCCUUUUUGAGACCUGUAGGGGGAUUACAUUUGAAAUGAGCUAGUUGAGUGGAUUAAAGUGUACGAUUUCUCAGUUUAAACAUUUGCUAUGUUAUCUGUGUUCUAUUGUGAAUAAAAUGUUGUCUCGUGUGAUUUGAAAUUCUUUGAGUUUUCAUUUUGUUCAAAUUUAAAAAUCCUCCCAACGUUUCCGGAAUUCGGGUUGUAAAACUGAGCAGAAAGUUGAUUGGUUGCCCACACGGUGUGUUCUGUCCAAUGGCAUUUUUUUGACUCGAUUGACAAAUGGAUAAAGAAAAACAUUUGUUAAAUAGAGAUAGUAAAGCAUUUGGCAAAAGCUUUUUUUAAAAAGCGAUUUAAAUGUGCACAAUAAAACUUUUUAUUGUUUUAUAUUUAUUAUGUUUUAAAGCAUGAAUUAAAUAAACAGUUUUAAAUGUAUAUAUUUAUUUAUACAUUUCAAUUAAAUUUUCUUAUUUAAGAUUUUAUUGUUCAAUUAAUCUGCAUUUUAGUGGUAAAAACAAGUUUCCUUUUCUUAAUCCUUGUUUCUUGUCCACUGUGGGACAUUCUGAUGAUAUGAUUCUGACGCGUACCAUAAAUAGAUCCAGAGAGGCGUGUUGAUGGUCCAAACAAAUAACUGAAGUUUAUUAAAUCAAAAAUAAAGAUGCAUUGUAACCAAAAUGAAACAAACAUCUUUUUAGGCCGCUUGCAGGUUUGCUGCACCAUGCCACCCUAGCUCCAUGUGCACGGUCAAAAGACUGUAUGCUCUUGCACCAGCGCCCUCUUCCUGUCAGGGGUGGCCUAUCCUUUAUACAACUUUUCCCCACUCACCUAUAGAGGGCACACACUCAGAGAAAUACAUAUGUCAAGCCUCUUUGAUUUCUUUUGGCCACAGAAUGGACUGAGAAAAGAAAAUUGAGAAUGUCAUUAAAACAUUGCCAUAUAUGUCUCUGUAAGUCAUUUAUGUAUUUAUUAGAUAAGUCAUUGGCAAAAAGUGCAGUAAAUAUGUCAAGUGCAUUCUUUAACACAUUUGCAUUAUUUAUUAUCUGGAUUUCGAGCAUGUCACAGUACAGAGACUGCUUUGAUCAGAGUUACAAAUGAUCUGCUUUUAGCGUCUGACCGUGGCUGUAUUUCGUUAUUGGUGCUGCUAGACCUCAGUGCUGCAUUUGACACCAUUGACCACAGCAUACUUCUACAUAGACUCGAAAAUUACGUUGGCAUUAACGGAAUAGCAUUGAAAUGGUUUAAGUCUUAUUUAUCCGACCGUUUUCAAUUUGUAGCAAUAAACAAUGAGGUGUCCCGCAAAUCACAAGUCCAGUACGGUGUACCAAAGGGCUCAGUCUUGGGACCCCUGCUCUUCGCAUUAUACAUGCUACCUCUAAGAGAUAUAAUAAAGCGACACGGAAUUAGCUUUCACUGUUAUGCUGAUGAUACUCAACUUUAUAUUUCCUCGAUGCCUCAUGAAACCCAGCAGUUUCAUCGAAUAAAGGAUUGCAUAGUUGACUUAAAAAUGUGGAUGAGUAACAAUUUUUUACUACUAAACUCGGACAAAACAGAAGUGUUACUUACUGGACCGAAAACUGCUAUGCGUAACAACCAAGAAUACUGCUUAACGAUUGACGGAUGCUCCAUAAAAUCCUCGUCAUCAGCUAAGAAUCUUGGCGUUGUAUUCGACAGUACUCUCUCAUUUGAAAGCCAUGUCGCAAACACCUGUAAAAUUGCAUUUUUCCAUCUUAAGAAUAUAUCUAAAUUACGUCAUAUACUGUCACUUUCAGAUGCAGAGAAAUUAAUUCAUGCAUUCAUGACAUCAAGACUAGAUUACUGUAAUGCACUUCUAGGUGGUUGCCCUGCGGGCCUAUUACAAAAACUGCAACUGGUUCAAAACGCGGCAGCUCGAGUUCUUACACGUACAAAAAAGUAUGAGCAUAUAACCCCGGUUCUGUCAACCUUGCACUGGUUACCUAUAAAGCAUCGCAUUAACUUUAAGAUCUUGCUUAUUACCUAUAAAGCCCUACAUGGUCUAGCGCCGCAGUAUUUGAAUGAACUUCUAUUGUACUAGAUGUUCUAUUGUUCUAUUGUUCUAUUGGACCUCCACGUACAUUAUGCUCUAAGGGGUCCUGUCUGUUGGUAAUACCUAGAAUUUCAAAAUCAAGUGCAGGUGGUAGAUCGUUUUCUUAUCUAGCGCCUAAACUUUGGAAUAUUCUUCCCUGCACGGUCCGGGAGGCAGACACACUCUGUCAGUUUAAAUCUAGACUAAAUACUAAUCUUGCAUACACUACACCUCCAUAAUAUUAAUCCUCAGAGGAUUUAGGCUGCAUUAUUUAGAUCAACCGGAACCAGGAACACAUGAUGUACUUGUUGCAUCAAUGAGUGCAGAACAGUACUCUACUCUCAGCCAGUCUUGUCUCUUUGUUCCAAGGUUACCGCAGGAUGCAGUUCAUGCCCAGACCUGAUGGCAGAGCUGAGAAUGGAAAGCGGUGACCUGACAAGAGCUAAGAGGAUAGAGCUGGAUAAAGGACGCGACAACUUUGUUUUUUUCUACAACAUUUCAAAUGCUAUUAGAUUGUUAAUGAUAAUCUUUAAUCCUUAAUUUUUAUAUUUUUAUUUAGCCUUGUUGUGCAAGCACUGUUGAGCUUGUGCAGAUGCAGCAGCUUUUGCCAGAGGGGAACUGGAAUCCCCUGGUUGGGCCUGGGUUCCCCUGAGGUUUUUUUUCUCGAUGGGAGUUUUGGGUUCCUCACCACCGUUUGCAUAUUGUUUUGCACUAUCUGCCUGGCCGGGGGGGCUGCUUUAGAAUUCAUACUUGUAUUAAAUGUGUCUCAUGUACAGCUGCUUUGUAACAAUGAAAAUUGUAAAAAGCGCUAUAUAAAUAAAGUUGAGUUGAGUUGAGUAUUAAUACAGUAUUAAUACAGAUGAGAUCAAUAACAUCACAACAUAAUGGGCCUGCCAACAAUUGUACAUUAGAUAAUAUGAGCAUUUCUUUUAUUCCAUAUGGAAAUAUGUUUUCAAUUUGAGUUUGAUCAUGUUUGUGAUCAUGAUUUCUUAAUACACAUUUAAGGAAAUGAUUUGCUGGCUAAUACUUAUGUUGACUGUGAUUUUCUCACCUGUGAUUAAUUGUUAGUUGUGAUUAUGUCGAUCUUUUGUAUGAAGUUGUAUUAUGACUAACGACUUAAAAUAAUAAAAAUCUUAAGUAUU